UUCUAUAAAAAAAAUCAAAAUAACCCUUUGUCCCUAGGAAUUUUGUAUCUUGUUCUGUAUCUUGAAAUACUGAAGACGGCCUUCCAGUUUGUAACUGUUGAAGAAAUUGAUUUUGGUGGGAGAAAGAUCAAAGAUGAAGCAAGUACCGGCAGAAUACUUGGCCGAUUUGGAGGACCAUGGUUCUACAAUGGCCAUGGAUGUUGACGAUGUUGAUCCUAUGGAUGUUUUUGGUGAAAAUUUACUCACUCCUGACAACAGGCUUGCUGAUGCCGAUUUCUUCAAUUCCUUUUCCGAUGAUUUUGACGACUCCGAUAUCAAUUAAUUUCACUCUCUGCUUGUUCUAGGGUUUGUUCGUUUGUAUCAACUCUUUUCUUUUUUUCUAGUUUCGAUUACUAUGGCCAAAACCUAUUUUUAUUUUCGUUGUUCCUUGCGCAUUUGUUUGUCAAUUUUUUGUGAACAUGUCGACAGUUAUGUUGCGCAGAUGCAAUUUCAAGGCUAAUUGUGUGGCUUAAGCGUAAAGUCUUUUUAAAGA
Amaranthus tricolor (Joseph's coat) is the source of this 532-nucleotide messenger RNA. RefSeq names its product small acidic protein 1. Bases 134 to 322 code for a protein of 62 amino acids. Lineage: Eukaryota; Viridiplantae; Streptophyta; Magnoliopsida; Caryophyllales; Amaranthaceae. The record is from RefSeq and is a predicted model, not a curated record. The transcript has a single exon.